AUGGUGUCCUUUUGGCCGUGGAAGAGCGACGACUCCUCGCCGGCCUCGUUCGAAAAAGCUCUCUCGGCCCUCUCGAAAAAGAUCGCAACUACUCAGUCUCGCCUAGAAUAUACCCGCCUGCGGUCCCGCAAGAUUAAACUCUUGGGGACUCUAUACACCUCCUUUGCCUACCUCGUCAGCGUCAUCGUUCUCCUCCUAGUUGUAGGAUAUCCAAAUCUCGGGCCAUGGGAAUGGACUGGAAUGGCUGGAGGACCUGUCCUCAUCCACUUAACGCGCGUCGUCAUCACGAGCUAUUACAAUUAUCGCAUAGACAGUCUCGAAGCCAAGCUGAAGGCGCUGCAAGAAGAGCGUGGCAAGACGAUUCAGAAGCUUAAGGAUGCGACCAAAUAUGACUCUACCUUGGAGCUUAUUGAGAAAUACGGCGGUCCUGAUGGAAGACCGCGCAGCAGACAACAGGAAGCGCCUGAGGAACCGGCAGACGCCAAAAAGUCGCACCCGCAGCAGGGCUCGUGGGCGAUGCCGGAUCGCAUUCACAUUUCGCCUCCCCCGACAGCCAACAUCCCUCGACGAGAACUCUCACCCGCCUCGCUUGCUCCCAGCAGCCGGCCCGUGACGCCGCUGGCCCAGAGCGUCGGCUCCCUCGAUACCACGGCCGAAUUUGCGCCCAACGCUUUUGGCAACAAUCUUCCUCCUCCCCGGCCUCAGUCGGCGCAAAGCCAACAGAUGUACAACAUACCGCCUCCGGCCCCCUCCGAGCCCCACUGGUACGAUCGCAUCUUCGACGUCCUUCUGGGCGAAGACGAGACGGCCGCCAAGAAUCGCAUCGUGCUAAUAUGUCGGUCCUGUCGCGUGGUCAACGGGCAAGCGCCUCCCGGCACCAAAAGCCUGGGUGAACUGGGCAUGUGGAAGUGCAUGGCCUGUGGGACGCCCAACGGCGAAAUGGAUGAAGGGAAGCGCAUCGUAAGAGAAGUCCUCAAAUCACACGAGAAAGAAAAGGAUGCGAGCUCGAGCAAAGAGCCGUCGACGCCGGAGACUGACGAUGGUGCCAAAGAAGCCGAGGACAGCGAGCUCUCAAGUUCCCAUGCCGACGGCCCAGCAGCUUCAGUCAAGGCCAGGAGAUCGACGAGAAGUAAGAAAUAA
Messenger RNA from Trichoderma citrinoviride, 1140 nucleotides. RefSeq lists its product as hypothetical. The record is from RefSeq and is a predicted model, not a curated record. Gene Ontology annotation, cellular component: endoplasmic reticulum tubular network. Lineage: Eukaryota; Fungi; Ascomycota; Sordariomycetes; Hypocreales; Hypocreaceae. The coding region runs from base 1 to 1140 and encodes 379 amino acids. Gene Ontology annotation, biological process: endoplasmic reticulum tubular network organization. The transcript has 3 exons.